AUGCCAAGAUUGGCUGGAAUUUUAGAAGCCCUCAAUGAAGAAGAAAUUGAAAGACGCAGGUUUAAAAGAAAAAUGCGUACUAGGUACCUCCAAAGAUCCAUUCCCGACUUCGAGUUUGUAUCUAAAUACAGACUCAGUCGGGAAGUCUUCGAGAAUCUUUGUCAGUAUGUGAUUCUCACUGCAUUAAAUUUUUAUGCCAGUGGUAGCUUCCAGGGUGCAGUCGGACAAAAUUUAGACACCACUAUGGCUCAGCAGUCUGUCUCAAACUGCAUCAGGGAUGUAACAGAUGCCCUAAAUACACCCUAUAUACUAAGGAAAUAUAUAAGAUUUCCUCAGUCCAGGGAAGACAGGAACAUAUUGAAGAGAAUUUUUGCUACACAGUAUGGUAUCCCUGGUGUUAUAGGAUGUAUCGACAGUACCCAUGUAGCUAUAAUUCGGCCAACAGUCAAUGAAGAGAGAUUUUUCAAUAGAAAACAUUACCACUCUUUAAAUGUUCAAGUUAUUGCUGACAGUAAUUUAAAAAUUAUGAAUAUUGACGCCUCUUAUGGUGGUGCCACUCAUGAUGCAUUCAUUUGGGAGCAUAACGAGAUCAAAGAUCAUUUGGAGAGUCUUCAAGGAGAAACAACUUAUUUGCUGGGUAAAUAA
Achroia grisella is the source of this 645-nucleotide messenger RNA. Its product is annotated as putative nuclease HARBI1. The transcript has 4 exons. The record is from RefSeq and is a predicted model, not a curated record. NCBI's taxonomy places the organism in Eukaryota, Metazoa, Arthropoda, Insecta, Lepidoptera, Pyralidae. Bases 1 to 645 code for a protein of 214 amino acids.